UCUUUUAUUGAAACCCCUUUGAGAGCCUGACAGCCUGUGUAUUUUGGUGAAAAGAAUUAACUAUAAUACCUGAUCACAAUAUAGUGAGGUGAAACUUGACUGCCCUCAAGACAAUAUAGUCAGCCUAUGAAUUUCAAACGCUAAAACUGCUUUUAUAUCGCCAAAGGAUGCAUAAACCACGUCAACUGUCCAUCAGCACAAUGAAGUGAGUUAAAACUUAAAUUUCCUUCCAGAUUCAGCAGAAGACAAAAUGUAAAAAAAGGCAGAUCAACAUAUUAUAGAGAGGAUAGGCAACAGCCAAUUAUAACCUUAUACCGAAAUUUAUAAAAAGGCACAACGCAAAAAGUAGCGAGCAUAUUUGCUAAAUUACAACUGAAAUUUUGAACUAGACUAAAACUAAAUGUUGUAUUGGGCAGCCAUUACCAUUUUCUUUUCGCUUGUUGGUUAGAAUGAUGUGUAAAAUCAAUGUGCAUCGCUUUCUUUUCAGGUAUCUUGUGGGCAGUAUAUUUUGUAUGCUGAGAUAUUUUUUUGGCCUUUUUCGUCCAUUUGAUAGAGUUUACAACGCGCAUGCACACCAUUUCAGCUGUUUGCACCCCUGGACCAAAUACUUUCAGCUUUUUACACCCUAAGUCAGCUAAACCGAAGGGAGGGGAAGUAAUGAACAUGGGACAUAAACCAACACUUCCUGUAGUUUGUCGGUUUUACUAUUCAGGAGGCCUUUAUAUUGCGUUGUUGUCUAUCGAGAACAUGCUUGUUGACAAUGAAACGCUCAAAAAAUGUCAAACUGAAUUUGUUUGCUUGCUCCCAACUAACUACCCACGAAAAGAAACACUACAAAAGAGACAUGGGGACAAAUUAAAGAAUCACCAAAUAUCAAGUGCAAGACAGAAUGAGCUGGUCAAGAACAACCCCAUUAAAUGAUUUAGAUAUGACAACACCACCAAGCAUCAACUGAAAUGGCAAUAGGAUCCACACCACAUAUAUUUAGAGAAACAUACUAAUUGUAGGGAGAAAUCAGAGCUUACCACAGUAGCCGGAAUUUGGAAGAGAGGAGGAAGAAGAAGAGGGGAACUGAGGCAAGAAGCAAAGAUCAGACUUACACUAAAGAUCAUACAACAGACGGGCAAAGAAGGGACGGGAGGUCAAGAGAUCUCCCGCCAUUCGACUGCAGCAGUGGGAGGUGAACAGAAAAGUCAAUGCUCUAAUAAGAGAAAGAAGGAACAACGAGAGACGGGGGAGAUUCUCCACAUCUGUCGUUGCAGGCUUUCAAGGUGCAAGUUGAGUUGUACAAACGCCAUGUGAAUGGGUUGACUUGAUUGCACUCGAUCUUUGAGCACUACAAGACAAUGUUCAUUUUCGAAUCAAAUGGUCGUUCCUUUAAGUUCUCACGUUGAUAAUCACUCAUUUAAUGUAGUAGAAUGAAAGAAAUUUCCUGCAAAAACUUAUUUCGAUAUUCAGCAAAUUCAGGGUGGCUUCUUUCCACAAGAGAAGUGAAUUUAUUUCAUUCCAACGAUGUAGGCAUCAAAAGAGUAAAGGCGAUCCGCGUCUAUGCUGUCAAAAAUUCCACAUUAAAUCAUCCAAAUCACCUUCCACGUCGUACAAGGUUAGAGUUUCGAUUUUUGGUGAACUGAAUGAUGAACAGAAUAAGCCAAUAGGGCGUCGGCUCUCUGCACCUUCGGAUCAAUUGCUGGUUCAUUGAGAAGAAGUGAGUGAUGUCCCUUGUCUCGUUUUUAAGCAGAUUAUAGAACAAUAACACUAUUGCCAAGCAGCUUCUUUUGUUUGAAAAGGGGAUCUUGACGAAAUAUCCGUGACAAGGUUGCAACCAACAAGGUGGAACUCCUGGUUGAUGCACUGCCAGGGUUGCAGCUUUUCCCUGUUGGUACCAAAUUCAUUUUUGACUGACCGCCUGUGAGCUCAAAUUGCCCUGGCUUCGACCCUCUGCGCUUUGCAAUCAUCCUCCACAAAGUGGACAUGCCAGUGCCGUUCUUCUAGGUGUGGUCCUCGGUGCAUGUUGCCAGUCAUCGGCUCGGUUCUUUGCGGUGGCGGACUCGCGGCACCGGCCAUCGCGGGAACCACCAUCCAUCGGAUGAGGGGAGUUGCCAAAGGCCACCUCCGCCAGGUGGGUGUGGAAGCAAAGCCUUGGGAUGGCUGUGAGAGACGCCUUUCCCAGAAGGAGCGAGCCCUCCUGGCCUCCGUGACUCCACUCCGACUCCCAUCCUCGUUACCGAGCAGAUGCUUCUGUAUUCGGUUAACGGAUCCGGGUAGGGUACCGACUCCAAGAUCCCGUUACCCAAACGCCUUCUUCACGUGCAAGGAUCUCGCGAAGGUAAUGGCGGGUGAGGUCAAGCGUUCGAAUCCCCUCGCUCCAAUGACUGCCGUUGGCGCCUCAUCUUCCUUCAUGGAGAUGAACGAUCCGGCCGAUUUCGACACCAUCGUUUCUCCCGAUGGCUCUCUUUCUGUCUGUGGAUUCGGAUCCCUUCUCUCUGAAAGAAGUGCACGGAGCACAUUUCCUGAGCUGAAAAACUUUAGGACUGCCGUUCUGCAUGGAUUUCGGCGUGUCUUUGGCCAUGUUGCUCCCAUUUUCUUUGAACGGGGGAUAGCAAAAGCAGAAACAGGGGAGAUUUCGAGCUUAAGUGUGGAACCUUGCCCUGGUGAAACUCUCAUUGUUAGUGUAUUUGAAAUAAACAAGCUAGAGAUCACAUCUUUCAUUGAAAGGGAGCAUGAAUUUCGUUUUUUAGCUGUGGUGCCCGAAGAUUUUGAUGGAAAGCCUUCUACCUCGGCAGCUGUUCUCUGUACACGCUAUAGUGAUGACGAGUAUUUUCGUGUGAGGUGUAAAGGAAAUGAGAAAGUCUUCUUUCAACGAUAUGGGCGAUAUAAUGUAGACAAGAUAUGGCGUGAUGAUAUUUUCCCUUGUCGUGUUUAUCUUCGGCAUUGUGUGCUUGCAGCAAAUAACCUUGGCAGAGAAGCUUAUGACAACUUUCUAGACCAUACAUAUCUUGGAGAUCGAAAAACAACCAUCAGGCAAUACUUGGCUUCAGCAGGUGCAGGAAUCAUGGAAGAAGAACCCCCUGAUGCCCUCAAGCACCGGUAUGGUGGUUGAUGGUCUUUCACAUGCUCCUUUUCAGCUGUGGACUUCCUUGGAUGCAGCCUUCAUCCUGUUAUAUUAGCUUAUUUGCUUGAUUGCGACACAAAAGUAAUAAAGUAUUGACCAACUGACAGCGUUCACAAAAAAUGCUGUGAAUUGGACAAAAGUGGAUCCAUUAUUCUUGUCAUGUUGCUGCAACUAAAUUGCUUUUUUGAAUUAAGAGCAUUUCUGAUAGAAAGAAUCCAAAUCUCUUUAAGUACUUGUCUGUUGUGGCUUAUGCUGGCAAUAAAGGAAAACGGAUUGGAAUAUUUCUCUUA
Messenger RNA from Nymphaea colorata (pocket water lily), 3402 nucleotides. RefSeq lists its product as uncharacterized. The record is from RefSeq and is a predicted model, not a curated record. The transcript has 8 exons. Bases 2009 to 3100 code for a protein of 363 amino acids. Lineage: Eukaryota; Viridiplantae; Streptophyta; Magnoliopsida; Nymphaeales; Nymphaeaceae.